GAAAGCAACUGAACUGCAAACCGAUACAGUCAAUUAACCUCAACACUAUCUGUAAAAUGCGUGCAUUUUUGAUCCUGUGCUCCGUCGUCUCUGCUGCAUACGCCGCAAGCCUUGGCUACAACUAUGGCAGUCCCGUGCUUGGUGGACAAGCUCUUGCUGGACCCAGUUAUGGUGGACAGGCUCUUGCCGGACCCAGUUAUGGCGGACAGGCUCUUGCNGGACCCAGUUAUGGCGGACAGGCUCUUGCUGGGCCAAGUUAUGGCGGACAAGCUCUUGCUGGUCCCAGUUACAGUGCUCCGGCACCAGUUCCCGAGCUUAACAAGGAAUUCUUCAGCUACACUGCACCCGAGCAUGAGUUCAAUGAUGCCGGGGAUGCCGGUGACAUCGCUAAUGUGCUGAAGAAAAACGUGCGUGUUAUUUUCGUUAAGGGACCACAGAACUCUGCACUCGAGAAUGCCGCUGUGCAAUUGUUGGCUAAAAACGCUGUUGAGGAACGUACCGCCAUCUAUGUGCUGAACAAACAAGCUGACAUCGGUGAUUUGGCCAACAAACUGAACUCAGUCGAUCAUCGUAACGCAUACAAACCAGAAGUACACUUCGUCAAGUAUAGGACACCAGCUGAUGCUGAGAAUGCCAAGCAAGCUAUUCAAUCGCAAUAUGAUGAUUUGGGUGGUAAUACUAGCAGCUUCAGUGGUGGUGUCGCUCCAGUUUUGGAUUUCGCUUCAAAGCCAGUCGCUCCUGUAGCUCAACAGCCAAUCGGUAGCGUGGAUGGUGCUUAUCUGCCACCAAACAAAGUUUAAUAAAUUCACUGGCGUCUAAUGCUAUAGAUUUAUCAAACGAUUUGUUAAAUAGUAAUUAAGUCCAGAUGUUCCUUGUUAACUAAAUGUAUAAGUUUCUUUAUAAAUAAAAAAAAAAAUAUGUCUUUAAGUAUAUCGAAUUAAAA
Molecule: messenger RNA, 943 nt
Organism: Bactrocera latifrons
Lineage: Eukaryota; Metazoa; Arthropoda; Insecta; Diptera; Tephritidae
Exons: 3
Coding region: 57-800 (247 amino acids)
Source: RefSeq, a predicted model, not a curated record